Molecule: messenger RNA, 1839 nt
Organism: Schistocerca serialis cubense
Lineage: Eukaryota; Metazoa; Arthropoda; Insecta; Orthoptera; Acrididae
Gene: Drgx
Product: homeobox protein unc-4 homolog
Exons: 11
Coding region: 1-1839 (612 amino acids)
Biological process (GO): regulation of transcription by RNA polymerase II
Molecular function (GO): DNA-binding transcription factor activity, RNA polymerase II-specific; RNA polymerase II transcription regulatory region sequence-specific DNA binding
Source: RefSeq, a predicted model, not a curated record
AUGCUCGCGGGCCGCCGCCGCUUGCAGCGUCCGCUGCCCGCUGCUGUCCGCCGCAUCGCCGGCGCGUCUUCUGCCUCCACGGACCGGCCCGGCUUCGCUCCGGGCACAGCCGCAGGGGUGGAUACCCCGCCGAUAGACCCGUCGCACGCGAGGUCCGCUGCAUACUACGGCUCCAAGAUCGCGGGGCACCGAGGCAUGUUCUGCUAUCAUUGCCCGCCGUCGCUGCACCCUUCGAGCGCACCACGGCUGCCAACCUUAGAUUACCCCUUCACGCCGACGCAUCCCUACACGAGCUACUCCUACCACCCCGCCAUCCACGAUGAUACGUUCGUCCGCCGCAAGCAGCGACGCAACAGGACCACCUUCACCUUGCAACAGCUGGAGGAACUGGAGAGCGCGUUCGCGCAGACGCACUACCCGGACGUCUUCACCCGCGAGGACCUCGCCAUGAAAAUCAACCUCACGGAGGCCCGAGUGCAGGUGUGGUUCCAGAACCGGCGCGCCAAGUGGAGGAAGGCGGAGCGCCUCAAGGAGGAGCAGCGCAAACGAGAGGAGCAGGAGAGGGGCAAGAGGGACCCCGACAAGGAUGCCCUCGACGUCGACAAGGUGGAGUCCCGUGAGGGAGCGAGCCCUGUAGAGGACAUGGAGGCGGCGUCGACGUCUGCGCCAGUGGUGCACGCGGACACGAGCCGGUCUCCGCUGAGCUGCAGCGACGCUGGGGACGCCGACGUCGGCGCGUCAGGCGCUCCCGGCUCCGCGUCCGCUUCCGCCCCCGCGCCGGCGCAGCAGACGGAGGCGCCGCCCCCGCUGCCUCCCCUGCUGGCGGAGGCGUCAGCGGCGGGGGCGGCGGCGGGCGCAGAGGCCAACUCGCUGCCCGCGUCCUACAGUCCCAGCGUGUCGGCGCCCUCUUCGCCGGGGGCGGGCUCUGCCUCCGGAGGUUCUGGCCGCCCCCCGUCGCCAGCGCUGCCCCCGGGGCUGCAGGAGCACUCCGCCGCCGCAGCAGCCGCGGCCGCCGCCGCCGCGUCCCUACGGCCCGCAGUGCUGCCCGCCUUCGGACACCACCUGUUCCCGGGCUUCUCGGACGCGGGCGGCUUCCGGCCCGUUCUGGACUCGGGACCUUCGCGAGGAGCGCCUCCUCUGUUCUUCCCGCCGCACUUGACGUCACACCUCAGCUCACAGUUCACGCCACCGCUCUUCCCGGGACUCAAAGCAUUCCCCGGGCUGUGCUCGUGCUGCCCCAUGAAGCCGAUGGGACUCCUGCAGCCGCAGCAGGCGGGCGCCUCGUCACCAGUGGGGGGCGGCGGGGCGUCCUCUGGAGGCGGAGGAGGCGGCGGGGGCGGCGGCGGCGGCGACCAGCGUUCGUCGAGCGUGGCGGAGCUGCGGCGCAAGGCGCAGGAGCACUCGGCCGCGCUGCUGCAGUCGCUGGCCUCUUUCCAAGCCGCCUCCGGGCUGCCCGUCGGCUUCGGCCUGCACCACCUGGCGCCGCCGCCCGUGCCGCCUCCUGUGCAUGUUGGAGGCCGCCUGCUCUGUACCAUAGAUCCGCGCAGAAUAACGGCUGUGUCCGCCGCUCAGCCAGUACGUGGGUAUCUGGGCGGUGCGCCCGUGUGCCCUGCUCUGCUUGUGAUGCGGGCCGGGUGCGCGCGAGAUGCAUUUCCCGCCAUUUGCUUUGACAAACAAGCGCCGACUCCCGCGGGGCAGCAGGCGCCGGCGGCGGGGGCGGCCCAGGUCGAUGCCGGCCAGAGGGGGUUGGGGGGGAGGGGGGGCGGCGGAGGGGAGCAGCAGAAGAGAAGCCCCACCCCCGCCUUCCUCUGCCGUGGUUCUCCAGCCUGGACCACCUGA